CCGCAAUGCAAACAAAGCAAACUCACAAGCCUAUCAUGGUUAUCGAUUAUCACUGAUUUUCUUCCCCUCCAAACCAAAGCCAAUUUGAAUUCAUUCUCAAAAAUUAAUUCAAAAUGGCGCCCUCACCCUGUUUCCACUGCCAAAACAACCGGGCAGUAAUAGUCCGGCCAAAGAACCGCGAAAAGCUCUGCCGAACCUGUUUCCUCCAUGUUUUCGAAACCGAAGUCCACGAAACAAUCACCAGCACCUCCCUCUUCUACCCUGGGGAACGGGUCGCCAUCGGUGCCAGCGGUGGAAAAGACAGCACUGUCCUUGCCUCCGUCCUGAAGACUCUAAACGAGCGCUACGGCUAUGGCCUUGAUCUCUGCCUUCUCUCUAUCGACGAGGGAAUCAAAGGUUAUCGCGACGACAGUCUAGAGACAGUCAAACGCAACGCAGAGCAAUAUGACAUGCCACUGGAGAUUGUCGGCUACGACGAGUUAUACGGGUGGACGAUGGACCAGGUCGUGGCGCAGGUGGGCAAGAAAGGCAACUGCACAUACUGCGGGGUGUUCCGACGCCAGGCGCUAGACCGCGGUGCGGCGCGAUUGGGCAUCAAGCAUGUUGUUACGGGGCAUAAUGCGGAUGAUGUUGCGGAGACGGUUAUGAUGAAUCUGCUGCGGGGUGAUUUGCCGCGCUUGUCGAGGGGUACGAGUAUCGUUACGGAUUCGGCUGCGUCGGAUAUCAAGCGCAGUAAGCCUUUGAAGUAUGCGUAUGAGAAGGAGAUCGUGCUCUAUGCCCACCAUAAACAACUGGAUUACUUCAGUACCGAGUGUAUCUACUCUCCCGAGGCGUUUCGAGGUAGUGCGCGGACGCUGAUUAAGGAUUUGGAGAAGAUUCGGCCCAGCUCGAUCUUGGAUAUUGUUAAGAGUGGGGAGGACAUGGCGGAGCUUGUCCCUGCGGAGGUUAAGGGUAAAACCUGUGCUAGAUCUGCGGAUGAUGAAUCGGCUGGUGGAUGUGGAAGCCAGAAUGGCCGGACGCGUGGUGGCGAAAUGGCGGAGAUGGAAAAGAAGUUGGCUGAUGAUGAAGCGGCGGAGUCGAGAGAGGUUGAGAUCAAACUGCCAGCACAGAGUGUUCUACUCCCUCGUAAGAAGCAGAAUAAGGGGACUAAGGGUUCAACACAGAAGACUAUCAAGACACAAACGAUGGGCACAUGCGAGCGGUGCGGAUAUAUAUCGAGUCAGAAGAUUUGCAAGGCAUGCAACCUGCUCGAAGGACUGAAUAAGAACCGGCCCAAGACGGCGAUCGAAGUGGGCGUGGGGUUAGAAGAUGAAGAGAGCAGCAGCACACUCAUGCGACAGAUGGAACGGGUCCAACUGGGUGGCUGAUACAGUCAACCUGAUAUCAACCAGUUCUUUCCGUCGUAGAUCCCCUGAUCGCUACAUCCAGACACAUGUACAGCCUACAGCUGUCCCCACUGGCCGACAACUAUCGUCCACACAUAAGGCCCGUCAUCCAGUGUGGAGAAUACCCUCCGCGACACCGCACGGCCCGCUAUAUAUACAUGGUGCAAAACCAAAGACAUCACGAAGACAGACGCACAAUCAAUGAACGGACUUCACAUGAAUUAUAUAGUCAGUCAGUCAGAUACCAUAGAAUAAUAUACAAUCUAUAAAUGACACAGU
Aspergillus pseudotamarii is the source of this 1664-nucleotide messenger RNA. RefSeq names its product putative PP-loop ATPase superfamily protein. Gene Ontology annotation, cellular component: mitochondrion; cytosolic tRNA wobble base thiouridylase complex. The coding region runs from base 114 to 1367 and encodes 417 amino acids. Lineage: Eukaryota; Fungi; Ascomycota; Eurotiomycetes; Eurotiales; Aspergillaceae. The transcript has a single exon. The record is from RefSeq and is a predicted model, not a curated record. Gene Ontology annotation, molecular function: tRNA binding. Gene Ontology annotation, biological process: tRNA wobble position uridine thiolation.